Molecule: messenger RNA, 420 nt
Organism: Closterium sp. Yama58-4
Lineage: Eukaryota; Viridiplantae; Streptophyta; Zygnematophyceae; Desmidiales; Closteriaceae
Source: the annotation of a GenBank genome assembly
AUGAUGGGCGCGUCCUUUUCUGACAUAGCGUUGGAGACGAGUGAUGGAAAAGAGAUUCGUGCUCACCGUUGCGUUCUCGCUGCAUGGUCUCCUGUCUUCUCAAGGAUGUUUGAGGAGAUGUGGACCUACCAGAGACUGGAGCUCCUAAUUGCUGCUGACAAAUAUGGAGUUCAGGAACUCAAGCAACGCCUGGAUAAGGAUCUAUGUGGAGAACUCAAUGAUGACACUGCUUUCGAAUGUUUGAAGGUCGCGGAUAUGCACGGUGCAUCAUUGCUACGAGAAGCCUCUUCUAAGUACAUAGUGAAUAUGAAUCCUGAAACGAGUAUGAUUCCCCUGAAGCGUAUGCUGCUCGGGGAUAAUAAUAUGGACAGAGAACUGGCAGUGGAUUUGAUUGAAAAACUGUGGUCAAAAAGGGUUUGA